UGUCCUGCCUUCUUGAUUGCUCAGGCUGGAUCUUGGCUAGCGGUUCUGGGCACUGUCCUCACGGAGAAGUGUGUCAUCCAACGGCUUAUGGACUACAUCUGGAUCCUAGCCUAUCCUGCAUUCAAUGACGAUCAAGUACUUCAAAUUGGGUACGUCCUCUAUGCACGCAGGGAAUCCCGCAAGGAGCCGCCUUACGAUACAUCACGACCUGUGGCACACGCUCACUUUUUUCCAACUCCAGAUAUCUACAUAUGCAACAGCAAUUCUCACCUCGGACGUCAUCCAUCCUGUGUGACUUACCUGGCGAAAACGGUCGAGGACCACCCGAUCAAUGUCGUUCUGAAGUUCGUCACCAGGUACGGCGAGGACGCCCACAAGGUGAUGGCGGAAGCAGGGUUCGAGCCGAAGAUUUUGUACUGCGGACAAAUCAAUGUCUUGCCGCACACGCCAUCGUAUGGCAGGUUGCAGAUGAUAGUCAUGGAGUACGUGGACAUCAUGACAGCC
Suillus paluster is the source of this 504-nucleotide messenger RNA. RefSeq lists its product as uncharacterized. The annotation marks the transcript as partial. The record is from RefSeq and is a predicted model, not a curated record. NCBI's taxonomy places the organism in Eukaryota, Fungi, Basidiomycota, Agaricomycetes, Boletales, Suillaceae. The transcript is spliced from 3 exons.